AUGAAGCCACGGGCCAAAGUCCGGGUCCCUAGAAGGGGAAUGACGGGGCGGAACGAGAACGAUGACUUCGCCUCUAUCUGGAGCAUAUUGGCAUCUUCCAUACGUGAAAUUCAUACCAAAAACUCCUCUCUGCUCUCUUUUGAAGAGCUUUAUCGAAGUGCUUAUAAGCUUGUCUUACGCAAACAGGCUAUGGAUCUAUACGAUAAAGUAGCCAACUUGGAGAAGGAUUGGUUAUACAACGAAGUUCGCGGGCAAGUCGCAAGUUUAAUUACUCCGGCUCUGCUCACCAUCACCGACUCAGCUGAUACAAUUGAGCAUGCAAACGAAAGAAAGGCAGCGGGAGAGCGGUUACUAAUAAAGCUCAAGGAAGUCUGGGAAGACCAUCAGCUCUGCAUGGGCAUGAUCACGGAUGUUCUGAUGUACAUGGACCGUGUAGUGAUGCAAGAACUCCGUCAGCAAUCCAUAUUCGAUACAUCAAUGUGUUUCUUCCGCGACUGCGUCCUGAGAUCCGACAUUGGUGGAGAUGAGAGCGCUACUAUUUCUUCCGUCUUCGAAAACACACUUCUCUUCAUGAUACGGCUUGAACGUGAAGGAGUUAUCAUAGACCGCGCUCUGAUCAGGCACUGUGUCUAUAUGCUGGAAGGCCUCUACGAGGAUGGUAUGGAUCAGGCAAGUGGGAAAUUAUACCAUACCACCUUUGAGCCUGCGUUUCUUAAAGCAAGCCGCAGAUACUACGCCGCAGAAGGUCAGAGACUGCUAACAACCACCGAUGCGGCCACUUUCUGUAAGCGAGUCACGGCUAGAAUCAGAGAGGAGCAGUCGUGGUGUCAGCAAACAUUGUCUCCCGGGACGGAGGCCAAAAUUAUGGAAGUUAUCGAUGACUGCCUUAUCAGAGACUAUAUCGGCGAGGUCAUACGCAUGGACGACAGCGGUGUGAAAUAUAUGACCCAAAACGACAGAUUGGAGGACUUGCGCAAUGUCCACGAGCUCAUCAGUCGCGUUGAUGUAAAAAAGGCAGCUUUAACGAAGGUUGUGCAGCAGACCGUCGUUGAAUAUGGGACGGCCAUCAACAAUGCAGCCCAGGAAUUCUCACAGAAUCCAUCAGCAUCUACGACGCCGGAUAAACAGCCGGCUAUGAACUUGCAGACUGCUGCCGCAAUAAAGUGGGUUGACGAUGUCCUCCAGCUGAAGGAGAAAUUUGAUCGAAUAUGGGAAGAAGCAUUUGUCAAAGAUCAAUUAAUGCAGACAUCUCUUACGACAAGUUUCUCGGACUUUAUUAAUAUUAACCCUAGAAGUACUGAAUAUCUAUCUCUCUUCUUUGACGAAAACCUGAGAAAGGGUAUCAAGGGCAAGACGGAAGAAGAGGUUGACACACUUAUCGACAAUGGGAUCACCCUACUACGAUACAUUCGCGAUAAAGAUCUCUUCGAGGUAUAUUACAAGAAACAUCUCUCUCGCCGACUGCUUAUGAAGCGGUCGGUAAGUAUGGAUGCUGAGCGCCAGAUGAUUGCGAAAAUGAAGAUGGAGGUAGGGAACACAUUCACACAGAGACUGGAGUCCAUGUUCAAGGACAUGGCUGUCUCCACUGACCUCACCUCUAAUUAUCGGGAUUAUAUCUCGCGACAGGGUGAUCCAGAUCCCAAGCGAGUCGAAUUGGAAAUGAGUGUUCUCACAAGCACGAUGUGGCCUAUGGACAUAAUGAGUAGUUACAACAGAAACGGACAGGUCCAACCUCCAUGCGUCUUCCCUAAAAAUAUCGAAUCACUCAAACAGAGCUUUGAACGAUUUUACCUUGAUAAGCAUAGUGGGAGAAAGUUGUCGUGGUUGCCGGGCAUGGGAACAGCUGAUAUAAGAGCCACCUUCAGACGGCCUAACGGCAAGGUCGAACGACACGAUCUCAAUGUCUCAACAUAUGCAAUGGUCAUCCUACUGCUUUUCAAUGAAUUGCCUGUUGGCGAGUCCCUCACAUUUGAGGAAAUCCAAGAACAAACUAAUAUCCCCACUAACGAACUUAUAAGGAACCUUCAAUCUCUCGCCGUUGCACCAAAGACUCGUGUUUUGCGCAAAGAGCCAAUGAGUAAAGGCGUGCAACCUACGGAUAGAUUCUUCUUCAAUGACCAGUUUACAAGCAAGUUUACAAGACUGAAGAUCGGUGUCGUUAGCUCUGGCGGAAACAAGGUAGAGAACAAGGAGGAGCGAACAGAAACGGAGAAGAAGACCAGUGAUGAGCGAGGAGGUACCAUCGAAGCAGCCAUUGUGCGAAUCAUGAAACAACGAAAAAAACUGGCGCACUCGCAGUUGAUCACGGAGGUAAUCUCCCAGCUUGCCGCACGCUUCACACCAGAUGUGAACAUGGUAAAGAAACGAAUUGAAAGCUUAAUAGACCGCGAAUACUUGGAGCGCGUCACGGAUUCAGAUCCACCAGCGUACACUUAUGUUGCAUAG
Molecule: messenger RNA, 2445 nt
Organism: Microsporum canis CBS 113480
Lineage: Eukaryota; Fungi; Ascomycota; Eurotiomycetes; Onygenales; Arthrodermataceae
Product: Cullin-3
Exons: 3
Coding region: 1-2445 (814 amino acids)
Biological process (GO): ubiquitin-dependent protein catabolic process; protein ubiquitination
Cellular component (GO): Cul3-RING ubiquitin ligase complex
Molecular function (GO): ubiquitin protein ligase binding
Source: RefSeq, a predicted model, not a curated record